Molecule: messenger RNA, 2046 nt
Organism: Gadus macrocephalus (Pacific cod)
Lineage: Eukaryota; Metazoa; Chordata; Actinopteri; Gadiformes; Gadidae
Gene: poldip2
Product: polymerase (DNA-directed), delta interacting protein 2
Exons: 11
Coding region: 1-1137 (378 amino acids)
Biological process (GO): error-free translesion synthesis
Cellular component (GO): nucleus; mitochondrial nucleoid
Molecular function (GO): DNA binding
Source: RefSeq, a predicted model, not a curated record
AUGGCCGCCUGCGCACUACGUCGAGGUUUAUUAGCCACUGUUAACACUUUAAACAAGAGACAAGCUCACAGAAUACUGAGUAUUGUUGACAACAGCUACGGGUUCGAGGUGACCAGACCUAGGCUCCAAUGUCUAGCCUGUGGACUGCCCAACAAGACCCAGCAGAAGCGGUUUAUGUCCUCACGGAGCAGGCCUGAGGAGAAGGUUUUGGAAGCAGUUGGUGUGUUUGAGGCAGUCAAACAGCACGGCAAAUAUGAAACGGGUCAGUUGUUCCUCCACAGCGUGUUCGGAUACAGGGGCAUCGUUCUGUUCCCAUGGCACGCCCGCCUCUACGACAGAGACGUCACUCUGCCUGUUUCCGACAGUAAACCCGAGCCCCCUGGCGGUGCCCAUGGUUCCAAGGAGGUUAAGGGGAAGACUCACACCUACUACCAGGUCCUGAUCGAUACCAGGGACUGUCCUCACAUAUCCCAGAGGUCCCAGACAGAGGCUGUGACGUUUCUGGCCAACCAUGACGACAGCAGAGCCCUGUACGCCAUCCCAGGUCUGGACUACGUGAGCCACGAAGACAUCCUGCCCUACAACUCCACAGAGCAGGUCCCCAUCCAGCAUGAGCUGUUUGAGCGCUUCCUGCUGUUCAACCCCGCCAAAGCUCCUCCUUUUACAGCCAGAGACACGCUGAAGGCGUGGCAGGAGAAGAACCACCCCUGGCUGGAGCUGUCGGAUGUUCACCGCGAGACCACCGAGAACAUCCGUGUUACCGUCAUCCCCUUCUACAUGGGCAUGAGGGAGGCCCAGAACUCCCACGUCUACUGGUGGAGGUACUGCAUCCGUCUAGAGAACAUGGGCAGUGAGGUGGUCCAGCUGAGGGAGAGACACUGGAGGAUCUUCAGCCUCUCCGGCACCCUGGAGACAGUGCGAGGCCGUGGUGUGGUGGGCCGGGAGCCCGUGUUGUCUAAAGAACAGCCUGCCUUCCAGUACAGUAGCCACGUGUCCCUCCAGGCCCCCAGCGGUCACAUGUGGGGCACGUUCCGCAUCGAGAGGACAGACGGCUCCCACUUUGAUGUCCGCAUUCCUCCAUUCUCCUUGGAGAGCAACAAGGAUGACAAGGCUCCCCCUGCAGGUUACACCUUCUGAAUGCGAGGUUGAGGUCUUCAGGGUGUAGCCCUCCUGGGAGUCAUCUGUAGGGACCCCUGUCUCCCCCCCCCCCCCCCCCUCCCCUCUUGUUUUCCUGUACCACUGUUUCUGUGUUCACAAUACAUGUAGCCCAGGAGUAAUUUGGAAUCAAUUAUCCCUCUUAUGUUUUGUUUGAUAUUCCAAAUAACCCGAUCACAGGUCCAAUCCUGUCCUGUUGUUAAUGCAAUGCCCCAUAGGUUUUCUUUGUAGUGCAGGAACAUAAUUUGCUGUUUGAAGCCCUGUUAAAGUUCAUGUCUAACUUAUGGUGUUGCCAAUUAAGCAGAAAACAGUGCAGUGACGAAGAGUAGAAAGCAGUGGCGGAGAUGAGGCUCCCCAUGAGGCAGUCCAUUUCAGCAUUGCACUUGUGAAGAAAAGUCUGGCGGUCAUGACGAUGAGCCACAAAGAGUCCUCAUCCCAGGGCCCUACGAUCAAAUCCAUAGUACCUUUUGAGUUGGUUUUAAUCUGUCAAUGUUGAGUAUCUUUUUAAAUGCGAGUUCUGAAAUGAGUUCUCAGAACCAACCACGUCAGUUUUGAAAGACCUCAGACACUGGGAGGAGAUGAGGGAGGCCUCCACUGGUGGCUCUUAGGUGGCCAGGGAGGAGGUCAGGGAGUAGGAGGUGUUUCACCACCAGGACACCAUCAAGUAAAAAAAACAAAGCCACCGGCAGCUGUGCUCGACAUUCACAAUACUUCAUGUAGGUUUGGUGCAGAUUAGGUUUUGUUUUUAAAAUGUGUGAUGUUGAUCCUGAACUCUUCUCCCACGUGGAGAAAAUAAACUAACAUUUAGUUAUUGAAAACAAUGGUUGAUGACGUACUACUGUAAAUAGACAUGUAUUAAAGGCAAACCAUAAAUAUACAUUUCAAAAAACA